CUCGCACACUCCUCUCUCUCGCACGGCCGUCCGUCCGUCCGUCCGUCCUGUCGGCACCUCGCCCGCCCGGCGCACGCACGCAACCCCCCGGCGCCCCCACAUCAUGCUGCCGGCCGCCGGCACGGCAUGGACCCCGGCGGCGGCUGCACGGCUCCUCUCCGCUGCUGAGACCCCCCUGAGGUUUGCGGCAGGUAGCGGGCCGGACGGUUUCCAAGUGCAAUAGGGAAAAGCGGAGGGGCGAGGAAAAGGAUAAAAAAAAAAAAAAAAAGGAAAAAAAAAAAAAAAAAAAAAAAAAGGGAAAAAAAAAAAAGGCAAAGGCCACCAGCCCAGCCAAGCCCAGCUUUGGAUCUCAGUGCAGGUAUUUCUGCUGCUGUGUUCAUCCCUUGCCGCCUAGCACCCCGAUUUUUUUAAUUUUUAUUUUUAAAGGAAAGGAAAAAAAAACAACCAACGAAAAGGAGAAGUCGAACUCUCAAAGGGUUACUAUGCAAUUGCGACUGCUUUCUUGGUUUUUUAUCACUUUGAACUUUAUGGAAUACAUUGGCAGCCAGCACGCCUCCAGGGUACGGCGACAGGGAAGAAUGCAUCCUAACGUGAGCCAGGGUUGCCAAGGAGGGUGUGCUACGUGUUCGGACUACAAUGGAUGCCUGUCAUGUAAGCCCAGACUCUUUUUUGUUCUGGAGAGGAUCGGCAUGAAACAGAUUGGAGUAUGUCUUUCCUCGUGUCCAAGCGGAUACUAUGGGACACGGUAUCCUGAUAUUAAUAAGUGUGCAAAAUGUAAAGCUGACUGUGAAACCUGCUUCACCAGAAACUUCUGCACGAAGUGUAAAAGUGGGUUUUACUUGUACAGUGGAAAGUGCCUUGAAAAGUGCCCUGAUGGGCUGGAAGCUAACAACCACACGAUGGAGUGCGCUAGUAUCGUGCACUGUGAAGCUAGUGAGUGGAGUCCAUGGAGCCCUUGCACAAAGAAAGGAAAAACAUGUGGUUUCAAAAGAGGAAAUGAAAUAAGGGUCAGAGAGAUCGUACAACAUCCGUCAGCAAGGGGCAAUCCUUGCCCAGCUACAAGCGAGAGCAGAAAAUGUAUUGUACAAAGAAAGAGAUGUCAGAAGGAAGGAAAAGGGAAAAAAAAUAGGGAGGAGAAAAGAAAAAAGUCCAACAAAGACGAAAGUAAGGAGACAAGACAGGAAAGCAAAGGGCGAGUAGCCCGAAGACAGAACCGAGAACAGAGGGAAAACAACAACAAAACGCAGCCGAAGAAACGAAAAGCCCCCAAUAAAGAACAGACCCUGGCACCCGUCGACGCUGCACAUUAACAGCCUUCCAUGAUUGUUUAAGUCUUAUGAUGCUGCUAUCUCUACCAGACCGCCCUGACAGGUGCUCCAACCAUUCAGGCCGCAAAUGGACAAUGCUACCAGUUAUUAUUAAACUCUAAACAACAUUCCAAAUACUUCCUAUAUUCUCCAAGCAACCAUAGUUUAUUAAAGAGAUUGAGAUGAGCCAAGAAAUAAAAUCUAAAAAUGGGAUACUUUAAAACUGUUAUAUUAUAUGCUUCCAUGCAUCUGUAAAAGGCAAAUAAGAAUUUUUGUAUAUAUUAAUAAUAGGGUAUAAAAUAUAGCAAUAUAAUAAUGAAUGACAUUCAGAUGAACAAUGUUCUUUUUCUUUGUAAAAUAUUUUUCAAGUUAUUGUUUAAGUAUGAGGCAAGAGAUAUGUCUAAAUCAAAGACGCAAAUCGUAUCCCUUCAUAUAUUGUACAUAAAUAUUAUGAGAAGGAGGAAAACAUUUCUGAAGAGCCAGUAGGAACCCAAGGUUUUAUAACCUCUGGUGGAGCAGAGUGGAUUUGCCUGUGGUUCCCUGGUCCGCGCUCCAGACGUGGGCGAGAAACACCAGGGAAUAGCCUGCAGGGCUUCAAAAGCUGAGGGAAAAGAAACAGAAACAUCUGCAGCUUUGAAGACUGAAUCCCUGAGGUAGAAAGUGACGGUGCUGAGCUUGAAUAGCGCUGUUAUCUAUGGGACAACACAAUGUUUUCUGGUCUAAACAGUGGUACAGUGUGUGCUGUUUUAUGCUUUUUAUACCUAUGUGUAACUUAAGUCUACAUUUCAAAUCUUCUGGUGACUGACAAAUCGUAUUUGUAGGAGACAAUGUUGAGUUAAUAAAAAAAAAAAAAAAAAAA
Molecule: messenger RNA, 2166 nt
Organism: Oxyura jamaicensis (ruddy duck)
Lineage: Eukaryota; Metazoa; Chordata; Aves; Anseriformes; Anatidae
Gene: RSPO3
Product: R-spondin 3
Exons: 5
Coding region: 483-1310 (275 amino acids)
Source: RefSeq, a predicted model, not a curated record